Messenger RNA from Medioppia subpectinata, 1785 nucleotides. The record is from the annotation of a GenBank genome assembly. NCBI's taxonomy places the organism in Eukaryota, Metazoa, Arthropoda, Arachnida, Sarcoptiformes, Oppiidae.
AUGAUCACUUACGCCUCCAUUUUGCUUAUGAUUGUUAUCCUAAAGGAGAGACAAUUACACCACAACUCACUCAUUCAACGGCAGACAUGGAAUGAACGGUACGACUACAUAGUGGUCGGCGCCGGCAGUUCCGGAUGUGUUGUCGCCUCACGACUGGCCGAAGACACCAACAAAACCGUACUUUUAAUAGAGGCCGGCGGGGCUCAGGAUCUGGCCAGCGAUGUGCCCGGGCUUCAGAGGCUACUGUACGGCUCGAAACUAGACUGGAAAUACCAGACAGUGCCCCAACCGCACGCCCACAAGGCCUUAGAGGGUCAGAGGCCUAUAAUAUCCAGGGGUAAAGUAUUCGGGGGGUCGUCAUCGAUAAACACGAUGAAUUACUACCGCGAAACUCACUCCUACUUCAAGACAUGGGGCGACAAGACUGGCAUCAAAAACUGGACGCACGACAGAGUGUUCCCGUAUUUUUCCAAAUCGGAAAACAAUCUGGAUUUCCGUUUAGUGGCCGACUAUCCGGAGCUGUACAACAUGGGUGGCCCCCAGUCUAUCAACACCAUAGCGCCCGAUGCUAUACUGGGCCGAUAUUUUAAAAAUAUGCAAAUGAUGGGCUACCAGGUCAACGACCCGGAUGGCUCAAAGCCGUUCGGCACGACCAUGAUGCGCCGGGCGGUGAUGAACGGUGUCCGCCAGUCAUCGUCCGUGUCCUACAUUGAAAAACGCCCGAAAGCCAAUCUGCACACUCUGGGCGACGCUCUGGUCACUAAAGUGCUCAUCAAUAGCCGUAAAGAAGCCAUCGGUGUUGAGUUCGUCCGCAACGGAGCCAAUCAUAGAGUGUACGCAAACGGAGAAGUUAUUGUCAGCGCCGGUGCCGUCGGCAGCCCUAAAAUCCUGAUGCUGUCGGGCAUCGGACCCAAAGACCAUCUCCAGGAGCACAACAUUAAGGUUGUGUCGGAUCUGAAAGUGGGUCACAACCUGAUUGGCCCGAUUGGCUUUGAGUUAAAGUUUGAUAUCAAAAACCAGUCACUGAUGCAGAAACCGGUGGAGAGUUUUGAAAACUUUUACAACUAUUUUAUACAUAAUAGAGGGCCGUUGGCCUACAAGGGCUCGGCGCUCACCUGUUACCCGGAGCAUCCGCUACCCGGUUAUACCGAUGUGACCCAAGGGUGCGCUCUACCCCGUACGGACGUAUUGGGAGUGGAUCUGGAAAAGUUGGUCACGCAAUACAAGGACAAAGACGCGUGGCGUGAAUACUAUCGGCCAUAUUUGAACCGGUCUUACAUCGCGUGUUUUACAAUGUUGCGGCGGCCUAAGGCAACUGGACGCAUAAAACUAGCUAGCUCAAAUCCACUUGACACGCCUCUAAUCGAUUCGUGCACAUUUUGCGACCCCCAAGACCUCAAAGACAUAGUCAAAGUGUUCAAAACAACCAUCAACUCAUAUACCACCCCAUAUAUGAAACAGUUCAUCGAGCCGUACGCCAAACCCAUACCCGACUGUACGCCCUGUACUGAUAACUAUUUCUGCGACCCGUAUCUCACGUGUAUCGCAGAGCACGUGACCAAUCCUAUCGGCCCAUUGGGCGGCAAUCGUAUAGGCAUUGCCGGCGACCCGAACGCUGUGAUUGAUGAGAGGCUCCGUGUGUUUGGUGUGUCGCGACUCCGUGUAGUGGACACGAGUAUAAUGCCGGUGUCCACCGAUGAGGCCAACGCCAUAGCCGUUAUGAUUGCCGAAUACGCCUCUGCGAUGAUUAAGGAGGAUAAUGGAGAUACGAAAUACAGACCUUGA